CGGGCCCGCCCUUCUCUCCGGCCGCUUCCCUUCCCAGCCCCGCUGAGCUUGCAGAGCCCCGACGGGGCCGGUGCGGGCUUCCGCGGACUGUCUCCGUGCGGCGGCGGCGUAGUGCCGCUGCCUCUCCGCGCCCCGAGGUCCCGAGCGGGGCCGAGCCGGCCGCCCCUCGCCCCUUCUCUCCAGAGGCGCCCGGCGCGGUGACCGAGGAGGCGCCCGAGAGGCGCGUCUCGGGGUGCAAGAUGACCAACGAAGAACCUCUUCCUAAAAAGGUCCGACUGAGUGAAACAGACUUCAAAGUUAUGGCACGGGAUGAGUUAAUUCUAAGAUGGAAACAAUAUGAAGCAUAUGUUCAAGCUUUGGAGGGAAAGUACACAGAUCUUAAUUCAAACGAUGUGACUGGUUUAAGGGAAUCUGAAGAAAAACUAAAGCAGCAACAGCAGGAGUCUGCACGCAGGGAGAACAUUCUUGUCAUGCGGCUAGCAACCAAAGAGCAGGAGAUGCAAGAGUGCACCACUCAAAUCCAGUACCUCAAGCAAGUUCAGCAGCCGAGUGUGGCCCAACUGAGAUCAACAAUGGUAGACCCAGCAAUCAACUUGUUUUUCCUAAAAAUGAAAGGUGAACUGGAACAGACUAAAGACAAACUGGAACAAGCCCAAAAUGAACUGAGUGCCUGGAAGUUUACGCCUGAUAGGUAAACAAAUCAUACUCCCCAGUCAAGACUUCCCUGACAGUCCCACCUCGAGAAAGCUGUGGUGGGACAGCCAAGUACUCGUUUCCACACCAAGACUCAGACUUUUUGAGCCAAAAAAGCCACAUUCUUAUACUGUCCAGCUUGUAAUGGUUAAUGUAAAACUUAGCAGAUGAACCUUGUGUUUCAGCUUUUCUCUUCCCCUCCCCCUUGCUUCAGAGGCCUGAUGCCGUCGGACUAUUCCGAAGAAGAGGCCAACUCCGAAAAAUUCCCCUUCUAGGACAUGUAGACACUUUGAAAAGUGUUUCUGUUUGAAGAAAAUAGAGGGAAAAACAGAAGUCUUAAGUCUGUGGCACACUGUGUCUUCAGACAGUUUCGAGGAUUGAAAUCCUAGAGGUUUUAAAUCAUGAAUUGAACAUGUAAAAUUCCAGUAAAAUGUAAAAAUGGAAUAUGCAUCGCUCUUAGCCAUGAGCAUAGUGACUUAGAGACACUGUACAUCAGUUAUGCCAAUAAGACUGUGGACUUCAUGAUUGUUGAACUACUGGGUCAAAACUCAAAUGAGGUGAAUUUGCCUUUAAAGGACUUACUUAUGCUAAGAACCAACUAAUAGCCGUGAGACAAUCACGUCAUAGCUACCAGUACAAGUAGAGCAAAUAUUUAUCCAUUUAGCUCUGAGCUCUAUAUUAUAUAAUGGAGCCUUAAAUCUAUGUGGUUUUUAUCAAUGGUUUGUCUUUUGAAUGGUUGUGGAAACUGUAGAUAACCUUAACCAAGGACUGUACAAACGUGAAGGUGUGGUCUCACACUUCAGGUUUAAAGUGUUUGAAGCAUUAUAAGCAUUCAUUUCACAACUAGAUUGUAUAUGGUAUUUGGCUGUGAUGAGACUCCCAUUAUUCAGUAAACCCUCAUCUCAUUCAGCAGGCACAUGUUAAACAGCAUUGUCGUUGGUGUGAAAUGGGGGAAUGUGUUCCUUCAUUGUAUUGGGCCUUUUGUAUCUAUCGAAUUCCUGAUAUUAAAUUAAAUGUGCCUUGAAAUAGUUGGGUUUUUUUUAAUUCAAGGAAUACUCUGAUAAUUUUGUUGUAUUCAAUAUUUUACUUUGGGGGGCUAUGGAGAGCAGAUCAACACUUUGGAAAAUUUAUUCUGUGCUCUUCAAAGUGAAGGGAAAGGCUGUCUCGCUUAAAAGACUAUUCCAGAUGGUAUAAAAGACAAGGAGACUUGGCAUUUGGCCCCAGGAUAUUACAGUAGAACAUAUUGUGGGACAGUCUCACAAGGUGCCUGCCAGAAGAUUGGGGAAAUAAUGUGUUGGAUCUCUGGGCUGGCCCAAGUGAGAUGGUUUGUGAAUUGAAAAAGGUAUAGUGAUCAUUUCUAGCAAACUCAUUUGCUCAUUUAGAUAAAUGAGGCAUUAUAUUCUUCAUGCUUCCAUCCAAUCCUGGAGGUGAAUUUUUUUCGUCUAUAAGUCACCAGUUUGAAUUUUCCCUUGGUGAUAAUGGAGUCUGAGAUGAGUAGAAGAUAAAUGUUCCAGCAUGCCCCAACGUUUAAGUGCAGUUUUAACAAGGGUGACUUAAGUUCUCUCUUAAUCGUUCCAAUCAAUUGUAAGUAUGCUUAUGUUUGUGCUUUAGUGGACUGACUGUGGGCAGGGUGGGCUGGAGGAAUGAUGUGUAUAAUUUUUCAGGAACAAGUCUGCUUCUAAAAUUGUCACUGGGGGUUUGGAGGGUAAGUAAACCAGUCUGUUUAAAAGUAGUUUAUUGUGACAAAAUUGGAUCUUUUGUAUUUAUUUCAUGCAUUUUCAGGUUCAUGGUUGAAAUGAUUCUGAAUAUAGUUUUAGUGGGUUGAAUAGUAAUUGGUAAAAUGUAUUGCUAGUAUGUACUCAGAUUUAGCCAGUCUUUCUCUGCUGCUUGAAUACAGUGACUUUGAGGCCUGUGGGCCUGCUUUCUUGUUAUUGUUAAUCUUCUCUCUUAAUAAGACAAUACAUGUUCAUGUAUACAAAUGAAAUACUAGAGAAAGAUGGGAGAUGGAAAGUGUCACUCAUGGACCUGAUGUCAAACUACCCCAUUCUGCUCUACAGGACCAGUACCACUGUUAAAUAUCUUGGGUGUCAUCGAGAUAAUUUGUGGAUACACAAUGAUUUCAUGUAUAUUGGUUUUAAAGAAAUGUAAUCAUAUGGUACAUACACAUGCUUCAAAGCUUUAUUAUUUCCCUUCAUUUUUAUCUUCUAGGUAUUUUUUUAGCAUAUCUAGAUUACUACCUUUUUAAUGGUCUCUUAGUAUUUUUUAAUCUUAUUUUAACAACCCAUCAAUGAGGUUUCAUUAUAUAAAACUAAACCAUGUGAUAUAAUGAAUCAAGUACUAAAACUACAUUAUUAAUUUGAAAAUAAGUAGUACUUAAUUAGUAAUGUGGAAUGAUUCCAAUGAUUGGGUUGUAAGGUUUCCUAUAUGUAUAUGGUAUUCCUGCCCUUUGCUGCAGGUCUAAUUUUGAGGGAUAAAGAUCUUUUUAGCUGGAUGUGGUGGCUUAUGCCUUUAAUCCCAGCAGUGAUGAGGCUGAUACAGAAGGAGAGGGGACUUAGGAGUACGUUCAUAGAUUUGUAUCUCAAAGAAUAAACAAAAGAACUACUAAGAAAUGGAUUGUGAUUCCUUCCAUAAUAUUGUCAGCUCUACACUUUCAUUUGACAACACAAUCAUUGUAAGAGUGUUUAGGAAUAUACUGGUCAUUUUCAACUUAGUCAUUUAGGCAGUUGUAUGUACAACUCUACAAAGUAACCUGGCUUCCUUCCCUUGAUUAUUAAGGUAAUAUACUGAUGCCCCUUGUGUUUUAAGUAUUUCCUGUUACUGGGAUUAUUUGGUUUUAGGAGUCACCUCAGCACUUAGGAGGCAGAGGCAGGCAGAUCAGGAAGUUGAGUGUAGCCAGGACAUCACAUUGAGAAACAAAAGGAACUAGAGGGUUUGGCCCAGUGGUUAACAACUGGCUGCUCUUCCAGAGGACCCAGAUUCAAUUUCCAGCACCUACAUGGCAACUUACAGCUUUCUAAAACUCCAGUCCAGGAGAACUAAUAUGCUUCCCUCUAGCACCCGGCGUGCAUGUGUUGCAUAGACUUACAUGCAAACAAAAUACCCACACUCAUGAAAAGAGAACAGAAAUAUUUUUAAAAUACAAAGGCAUUUUAUUUUUUAAAGACUUAUUUGUAUGUAUAUGUGAGUGAUUUGUCUACAUGUCUUUCUCUCCACCAUGUGCAUAUGGAGGCCAGAAGAGGAUGUCAGGUCCUUUAGAAUUGGAGUUAUAGAAGGUUGGGAGCCAGCAUGUGUGUGAUGGGGAUCAAACCUGGGUCCUGUAAAGUAGCCAGUGUUCUUAACUAUUGACCUCACUUUCCAGCACCAAUUUUUAAAUUUUUUUUUUAAUGAAAGCAAUAACCUCUACUAUCCAUUUUAAAAUAGUUGUAGUUAAGUUCUCUCUCUUUCUACUUAUUUUGUGUUGCUGAGGAUUGGAUCUAGGGCUUUGACAUGGCUAGAUGAGCACUUUACAAUAGAGCUAUAUCCUUAGCCUUUUCUUUGGUGAAGAGUACUAAGGAUUGAACCCAUGACCUCACUUGCUAAAUAAACUCAGAGUACACUCCCAGGUCCCUCACUGUUUUAUGUGUGGAGUGUGUUUAUGUGUGCUGUUAUAACCACAAGUACAGAUUUUAUACAACAUAGUUGCUAACAUAAAAAUUAAAGCAGUUUUGAGGUAUUUUAGAGGUACUCCUUGAGACAGGGUCUCUCUGUGUGUCUAGUGCUGGCCUAUAAAACUAACUUCAGUUUAUGCUAGGACAAUAUCAGCCUGCUAAGCAUUAAGCUAUGUUACACAUUUUUAAAUAAAAUACUUUAACAUUUUUGAUAUUUUUGUAUGGGGCUAAGGCAAGUGACCAAUUAAUGUAUUUUAUACUUUUUUUUAAAGUCUUUAUUUUCUGGCUAGAAAAUCUGUUGUAUAUGAUUCCAAGAAACAGGUAGCCAUAACUUUAAUCCAAUACUUACAAAGUAAUACAAACUGUAAGAACAGUCAGUUCCAGGGCAGCCAGGGGUAGUAAGAAUCUUUCUCUCCCCUCACCCCCUUUUUUGUUUUGUUUCAUUUUGUUUUUUUUUUUUGAGACAGGAUUUCUUUGUGUAGUCCUGGCUGUCCUAGAACUCGCUCUGUAUAUCAGGUUGGCCUCAAACUCAGAAAUCUUGCCUGCUGGGAUUAAAGGCAAACACGUGUUGGGCCAGACCCUGUCUCAAAAGAAAAAAAGAAACGAAGUUAUUGGAAUAUGGGUAGC
Messenger RNA from Mus musculus (house mouse), 4967 nucleotides. It is a transcript of the gene Wtap, whose product is annotated as WT1 associating protein. The record is from RefSeq and is marked validated. Bases 240 to 695 code for a protein of 151 amino acids. NCBI's taxonomy places the organism in Eukaryota, Metazoa, Chordata, Mammalia, Rodentia, Muridae. The transcript is spliced from 6 exons. Gene Ontology annotation, cellular component: nucleoplasm; nuclear speck; nucleus. Gene Ontology annotation, biological process: regulation of alternative mRNA splicing, via spliceosome; mRNA modification.